This is a messenger RNA of Lemur catta (Ring-tailed lemur), 4358 nucleotides long. RefSeq names its product MIS18 binding protein 1 (gene MIS18BP1). The record is from RefSeq and is a predicted model, not a curated record. The coding region runs from base 90 to 3491 and encodes 1133 amino acids. The transcript has 16 exons. Lineage: Eukaryota; Metazoa; Chordata; Mammalia; Primates; Lemuridae.
UCUCUGGAUCCCUGCUGAAGUUCUGUCCUGAAAAUUGUGCUUAAGUGAAUUUUCUGUUAGAGGAACUUUGUUGCUACUGUCUUACCAAGAUGAUUACAACACCUUUCAAACAUCCAGGAAUUAACUUGUCCUCAGAGAUGUCUUGUCAAAGCAGAAGUCUGCCCGUGGAUGCAAUCUUUUUUGACAGCAUUCCUUCAGGCACACUUACUCCCGUAAAAGAUUUGGUGAAAUAUCAGAACUCUUUAAAAUUGAAUGACUAUAAAAAGAAUCAGUUCCUAGAAAUGACAACUUUUAACAAUAAAAAUGUAUUUCAGUCUACCAUGCUACCAGAGGCUACCACCUCCAACCGUUCUCUUGAUAUCAGUGUUAUAAAGCCCAACAAGAAUGGAUUAACAAAUAAAGCAAACUAUGAAUCACCAGGAAAAAUAUUUCAAAGAAUGAAAGAAAAAGUACUGCGUGACAAGCAAGAACAAGCAUCAGGAAACAAUAAUUUUUUGGAACCACAGAAAAACGAAAGUAACAAAAUCCUCACUCCUAACAGAGCUGAAAAAAAACUAUUGCAGCAUAAUACCUACCUCUGUGAAGAAAAGGAAAACAACAAAUCAUUCCAGUCAGAUAACAGUUCACUAAAAGUCCAGGAAGUUCCUCUAGAAUCAUCAAAUAAUAAUAUUUUCCUUUUGGACAAACACAAGACUCGAUGUCAGCAGGAAAAGAAAUCACCACUACACAAUUUAACUUAUGAACUUCCAAUUCUGAACCAAGAACAAGAAAAGUUUUUGGCUGCAGGAGCCUCAAACAAGGCAUUAGCUACAGCUCAGUUGGCUAAAGAAAUUCUUCAUUCAAAGGAGAAUAUUGUUGCAACCACUAAGUCCAAAAAGGACACGUUUGUUUUAGAAGGCAUUGAUUCUGCCAAUGAAAAAUUCCAAAAUACUAAUGUUGAGACUCUCAGUACCAGUUUUGUUCCUAUUAAAAAUGGCAGUCAGUUAAUGAUUUCUAAUAGUGAGAUGACAGCAGAAGUAUCUUCACAACAGGAAAUUAAGGAAGGAAAUGAAAAAACAGUAUCCAGAGAGACUGAUCUUCUAGGUUCUAUGAAAGAUACAUGUAAAAUUGUACUGGCAACUCCAAGGCUUCAUGUAACAGUACCUCGAAGGUCAAAAAGAAAUGUUUCAAAGCUGUCUCCUCCAAGUAUAUUUCAAGCUGUUACAAAUGGAGUUAAAAAAAAUAAGGUAGUCCAGCUACAGGAAUGGAUAAUUAAAGUCAUCAAUGAUAAUACAGCUGUAUGUGUAGAAGGAAAAUUGAUAGACAUCACUAACAUAUAUUGGCACAGUAAUAUAAUCAUAGAGCGGAUUAAGCACAACAAAGUUAGGACUAUAACAGGCAACAUUUAUAUACUAAAAGGAAUGAUAGACCAGAUUUCCAUGAAAGAAGCAGGAUAUCCAUAUUAUCUCAUAAGAAAAUUUAUGUUUGGAUUUCCAGAAAAUUGGAAAGAGCACAUUGAUAAUUUUCUAGAACAAUUAAGAGCUGGUGAAAAGAACAGAGAAAAGGCCAGACCAAAACAGAAAACUGGAAGAUUUGUCCCUCACAUACAAAAAUCAAAGAAAAAUGAUGCAGGAAAAAACCAAACAGAUGUUCUCCAAAGGGCCAGCACCACUUAUGACCUCGAUUAUGAUAACUGCGAACAGAGGAAUAGUAGGCACAGUGGGUUGCCAGAAGCUAUGGAAUUAAACGGUUGCCGUACUAAUUGCCAAAAUAAACCACCAUUAAGACUCCCAGAUAACCAAAUGUAUAAAACUGUUCAAAAUGGAGGAUAUGACUUAUCUAAUCAGGAAUUAAUUGGAAAAAAAGAAUUUAAAAAUUUGUCUUCAAAGAAACUAAAAAAUUGUGAAAGAACAAAUGAAAGGAUAAUUCAGAGUCAGAAACAAGAGAGAACUGAAGAAUUGGAUGUAUCCAUUGAUAUUCUAACCACAAGAGAACAGUUUUUCACAGAUGAAGAAAGAAAAUACAUGGCUGUCAAUCAGAAAGAAGCCUAUAUUUUAAUAACACCACUUAAAUCUAGAAAACUGAUAGAGGAAAGAUGCAUGAAGUAUAAUCUGUCUGCUGGCUCAAUUAAAGCAGUAACAGAUUUUGCAUUGCCAAAGCAUCGAAAAGAAAACCCCAUUAGUAAAUCCUCAGGGACUUUUGAAAAUACGUUAGAGUAUAGUGUAGGUCAUAAACGUAACAGCAAGGAAGAUUACAGUGAACUUGAUUUCCUCACUAUUGACCAGAAAAUAAAAAUACCCAGCUCUAAAAAGGAACAAAUGGUCACCUCUGACUUUAAGAAAAAUACUAGGUUGCUACCAAAAUUGAAGACAAUUGAAAAUCAAGUAGCUAUGCCAUUUUAUAAGCAUCAGUCCUCAUCAGAUUUGUCAAGUGAAGAGAGUGAAACAGAAAAGGAAAUUAGAAGGAAAGCUGCAGUUGUUAAGAAAACAAGAAAUACCAAAGAAACAGAAAUUCACCUAAGAAAAAGCAUAAGAAAUACUUCAAGGAAUAUCCCAAUGCUUUCAGAAUCUGAAACUGAAGAAAGUGAACAUGAAUUUUACAUCAAACAAAAGAAAGCUAGAUGUUCUGCUAAAGAAACUCUUCAGAAAUCUGGUGUUAGGAAUGCAUUUCCAAUUAUUGAGGCAAUGGGAUCUGAUAAGACUAAUAGGCAAUCCUCCGAGUGUUUACCUGGUUUAAUUCAGGAUGAGGAAUGGAAUGAGAAGGAAUUACAGAAACUUCAUUGUGCUUUUGCAUCUCUUCCAAAGCACAAGCCUGGUUUCUGGUCAGAUGUGGCUAUGGCUGUAGGUUCUCGGUCUGCUGAAGAAUGCCAGAAGAAAUACAUGGAAAAUCCCCGAGGAAAGGGAUCCCAGAAACAUGUCACUAAGAAAAAGCCAGCCAAUUCCAAAGGCCAAAAUGGGAAGAGAGAUAAUACUGGUAAGAAGGAAACUAUUAAGAUAACUGCCAAAGUUGGAACUCUUAAAAGGAAGCAACAAAUGAGAGAUUUUCUGGAACAGUUGCCAAAAGAUGACCAUGAUGAUUUUUUCAGUACAACACCUUUGCAGAGUCAAAGAGUACUGUUGCCAAGCUUCCAGGACAGUGAAGAUGAUGAUGAUAUUCUACCAAAUAUGGACAAAAAUCCAACAACUCCAUCAUCAGUUAUCUUUCCAUUGGCAAAAACUCCUCAGUGUCAGCAUGUCAGUCCUGGCAUGCUAGCCUCUAUAAACAGGAAUGACUGUGAUAAAUAUGUUUUUUGUAUGCAAAAAAAUCAUAAAAGCAAAGGUGGCAUUGUCUGGGGCAACAUCAGGAAAAAAAAGGUUGAAACUGAAUUCACAACUGCAACAUCAAGAAGAAAAAGUCCAUUUAACAAAGAUUUAGGAGAAAACUCUAGUAUUGGAAAACUUUUCACUAAUGCUAUGGAAUCUUUAGAUGAAGAAGAGAAAGAUUAUUAUUUUUCAAACUCUGAUUCUGCAUAGUGAAAAUGAGAAAAUAUAACUUCUAGGAUUUUUACCAUAAAGCCUGGAAAUUAUAAAGCAGACAAUGUAUUUCCUUUGUAAAGUAGCUUCAUAUGAAAAUUACUUUUUCCCAAACGUUUCAUGUGUUUAUAUUCAAGGUAAAAAAUCCUUCUAUAGAAUAUUCUCAUUGUUGUACCUAACUAAAAAUGUAAGGAAAAUUGUUUCACUUAUGUGUAAAUUUCUGUUUUAUAAUAUUAAAAUAUACAAAUAAGUUUUAAAAAGUCAUGUCUCAAACAGAUUUUUAAAAAGCUUUCAAGAAAAUGUUGCUCUACUAUAAGUGAGGUGAGAUGGGAGAGGGGAUGAAAGAAGUUGUAUUGGUGGCUACUGAAUUCGUGAAAACUUCUAAGUUAGCAUUUACCACCACUUGAUAUACAAGCCAGAGUUGAUCUAAUGUUUAAAUUACACAUUCGUAGCACUAUGUGACAUGCCUCUCUCCUGAUUGUUUUUCUUAAAAUUUAUGAUUGACAUAUAUCUAUGAAAUCUAUGUAAACGUAUUGCUUUUUCAUUAUUUUAUCAGGUAGAAUUAGAUAAAAGUUUUGUUGCAUUCUUAAGCCUUAUUUACAUAUGCAGACAUAGCUUAAAUUGGGUCUCAAUAUUUUGACUGGAUUAGACAAACAUUCAGUUAAUACAUCCACGAUUAGAAAGGAGUCAAGUUUAUAAGAAAGGAGUCAAGUUUAUGUUAUGUCAUAGUAAACAUCCCUUUCCUUUCUUGACAGCUCCUUUAGAAAUAAACUGCUUUUAGCUUAUUAUGUUUUAUAAUUUGAUCUUCCCUCUGGCUACACAUUCAAUUACCGUUUAUCUCCAGUUAGAUUGUCCAAAUAAAGUUAG